AUGGCUGCUGCUGCCGCCGGCGCCGUGCCCGCGCUGGACGGAGUGGGCCAGGUGGCGCACCUCCUGUAUGCAGUCCCGGGGGCGCCCCUGUGGCACCAGCGCUGGAACUUGGGGCGGGUGGUGUCCUGUCCGAGUGACGCGAUCUUGGUGUCGCCGGACCACCAGGUGCAGUGCGAGGUGGUGGACGGGACGUCGGCUGACAUCAGCGCGGUGAGGCCACCGGGCGUCGUGCGGGCCUACCGCUUCGCGAACGCCCCGACCGCGGCGGAGGUGGCGGCCUGGCUCCCCGACGCCCAGGCCGAGGCUCGGCGCUGCUUUGCUCGGCGCCACCCGGGCGUGGCCGUGCCGGCGCCCGUCUUCGAGGCGUGGCCCUGGGCUGCGCCGGGGGCGCCGGCUGCCGCCGUCGGGCCCGCCCCUGCCGCGGCGGGCGGUGCGCCGGCGCCCGCGGGAGCAGCGCUCGCAGCGGCCGUAGUCGGGGCGGCCCGACCCCUGGUGCUGGCGGGAGGCGCUGGCGACGCCGCCCCCGCCCCUGUGGGGAACUGGCGCGUCGCCCAGGAGUGGAGGGGGUACCACUACGGCGAUGUGACCACCCCUCCAGCGGGCUUCGCUGGGGCGGGCACUCCCGCCCGCGGAGUCGUCCUGCUCGCAGACGGGUCGUCCCUCUUCGUCGAGUGGGUGGCCAUCGGUGACGAGUCGGACUUCGCCGACCGGGCGGUGGCGCCCGACUGCCGCCUGCUGCCGGUCCGCUUCGAUCGCGCUGGCAGGCCCUUCCGGACGCUCGAGAACCUCGUAGAGAGCUGCCGCCAGGAGCACCUCCCCGACUUCAUCGCGCCGAGGACGACCAUGUGGUGCCUCGAGCACCUUGCGGGCGAGGGGCGCUCGCUCGAGUCCCACUUCGAGCACUUCAAGAAGCUGUGCGGCCUGCAGGACACCCAGUGGGGCAUGGAGGAGUACGCCAGCGUGAUCAGCUACUUGAAGGCGUUGCUCCAGCAUGAUCAGGUGGACGCGUCCAACAUCCUAUCGGUGGAGAUGAUGUUCCGCCGGCUCCAGACGAUCGAGUAUUGCUACAGCGACAAGUUGCGCGAGAGGACGGCGGGCGCUUCCGGGGGAAGGCUCACCGCCGACGAGCAGGCCGCCUUCGGCGCCACCGCCCGGGCCGAGUCGAGGCUCAUGGUGUCGCCCGCGCUCCUCGAGAGCGCCGAGCAGGAGCUGGAGCGCGACGCCUCGCUGGCCAAGAGCCUCCUGAAGGCGCGCGAGGCCCGGGAGUCGCUGGGCCGGCGGAGGCAGGGCCAGGGGAAGGACCAGGGGUCUGGUGGGGGGGAUCCCAACAUGACUGGGGAUGCUCGGCAGGUUGCCGGCAGAGAGUCGGCCGUCGGCAGCGUCGUCACGCCGACGUUCUUCGGUGCUUGGAGGGCGCUGCGCCUCGGCCUCCCCUACGACGCAGGGGGGGGCCCCGUGGGCUAUGAAGCCUCCCGCGUGUCCCUCCCGGCAGCUGGGUCUGUCCCGACUCCGCUCGCUCGGCUCUGGGGAUCCGGCGGGGAAAGCACUGUUGCACGCUUUGCUGAGUCGCAAGUUUUGCCCAUCGACGUGGCUCGAACGAAAUUGAAGGACUCGGGCCCCCUUCGGCCCUACGGUGACCCUCGCCUCCACUCCCCCUCUCUGUACGGCGAAUUCAUUCAGCGAUUGGUCGAGGCUGGCGUAGUCGAGUUGACGCUCGAGCGAGCUACCGAGGUGGUGGAUUGCUUCUUUGUAAAGAAGGGGGGCGGCAAGCAGCGCCUAGUCGUCGACUGUCGACGGUCUAAUCAGCAUUUCGAGCCGCCCGCCCCUGUCAGCUUAGUGUCUGGCGAUGCCCUCGCCCAGGUGCAUGACGAGGAAUCUUUCGGUCAGCCCGUGUAUAUCGGCCAGGUCGAUAUAAAAGACGCAUUCUAUCACAUGGAGCUCCCGGAGGGGCUCCGCCAGUUUUUCGGGCUGCGUAAAAUUCGGGCCUCGUGGGCGGGCAUCUCUAAUGUCCAGGGCGUCCGGGUGUCCCCGGGGACCUGGGUCACCCCUCGGAUGCGAGCCCUGCCCAUGGGCUGGUCCUGGGCCCUCUGGUGGUGCCAGGCGAUCCACGAGCGGGAGCUCGACAUCUGGGACCGUAUCGCCCCGCUCAUCUGGGUCAACACUUCAGCGGGUACCUGUCCGGACGUCGUCGUGGCGGACGCGUCGCCGUGGGGCCUUGGGGCCGUUCGGGGACGACCGCCGGUGGCCCUGGUCAAGGAGGCCUGCCGUCACUCGGAGCAUGCUGGGGCUCGGGAGGCGGCCCGGGAGGGGCGGCCACCCCGUGGGCGCGCUUUCGCCGCGGCCGCUGCGCAGCUGCACGGGGGUGAAGGUGAGGCCGACAGGCGGAUCCUGAUGGAGCUCGCGCGGCCCCAGUCUCGACACGACCGACCCGAAAGCGAGUUCGACCGCCGUCACCGGAAGCCGUUCGAGGACGUCCCCUUGGACCUCUUGAGGGCCCCCUGGAGGGUGUGCGGGAGGCAGAGGUGGAAACGGCCCUCGACGUCUAUGCCGGCCCUGGAAGCGGAGGCGCUUUUGUACGGGGUUCGCCACCUCCUGAGGUCCGUCGCCAACUUGGGCUCGAGGCUGCUCGUGAUAGGGGACUCGAUCUCCGCCUCCCUGGCCGCCACGAAGGGGCGGUCCUCCUCCGAUGGCAUGCUCUCGGUGACCCGUCGACUGGGCGCCCUGCUGUUGGGGACCGGCAGCCUCCUGCGGUCGCGCUGGAUCGCGUCGGAGCUCAACCCUGCGGACGGGCCGUCGCGCGGCCGUCCGGCGCCGAGCGACCCGCUUGCCGGCCUGCGGCGCGAGCUCGCGGCCGCCGCCGACGAGGGCCGCGAUGCUGGCGCGCGGCAGGUCCGACAGGCCCAGAUGAGUUUGCUUCGGAGGGCCUCGGUGUCGGCGAAGACGCAGGCCCAGUACUCUCUCUACCUGGCCGCCCUGCGCAGGUUCUGCAACUCCCGCGGGGACCACCCGAUCACCGAGGAGGAGUGGGACAGCGCCACCGCGGGCUUGAUGGAGAUCAUGUUCAUGGAGGACGGCUCGUUGAGCGCGGGCGAGAAGCUCCUGGCGUCGGUGCAGUGGGCCGAGCCCCGCCUCGGCAGGCUGGGGGGCGGGCGGAUGCCCAUCUGUCGGCAGUGCCUGCGAGGCUGGCGCCGUGCUGCCCCAGCGGGGGGCCGCCUGCCCCUGCCCUACGACGUGGUGGCGCUGCUGGCGUGCUGGAUGAUCUGCCAGGGGCUGAGACCCCACGCGCUGGCGAUCCUCAUGAUGAUGGAGCUGUACCUGCGCCCGGGAGAGCCAUUCCUGCUACGGGGCCGUGACGUGGCGGCGGGGGCCUUCAGCGGAGCCCGCGAGUGGACCCCCACAUCGGUCCUGCUCCACCCGUUCGAGAUGCGGACCCCGUCCAAGAGCCAGGAGUUCGACCAGACGAUCGUCCUCGACCUCGACCGGCAGGCGGCGCUCGCGGACGCCCUGGUGCAGCUGGGGCUGGAGCGCAGCGAGGGGCCCUUGCUGGAUCUGUCGCCCAGCGCCCUGCGCCGCGCCCUGGACGAGGCCGCGGCAGCCUGGCGCCUGGGGCCCCUCGGGCCGCUCGACGCCUACCGCUUCCGGCACACGGGGGCGAGCGUCGACUUCGCGACCGGCGCCCGGCGGCUGGAGGAGAUCCAGCGCCGCGGGCGGUGGCGGUCCGCUCGGAGCCUCCGCCGCUACGAGCACGGGGGGCGACUGGCCGACCUCCUGCGCCGCCUGCCGCCCGACGUGCAGCGGGCGGCCGCGGCGGCCGCUCGGGAGCUCCCCGACCUGUUCGCGGGCUCGGGCCACCUGUCCGACGCCGUGGAACGGGGAAAUGUCCCCACCUUGCGUUGGGGCAUCUUGUACGGCCCCGCCUACGACCUGCGCGACCCCAGGAACGCCCGCCUCAUUCGGGGCUGGAUACGGGCGGGGCUCGUCUGCGGCCUGCAUGCUGGCUUUCCCUGCGAGACCUUCUCGCGGGCACGAGACCGCCCCAACGGCCCCCCGCGGCUCCGGUCCCAGGAGCACGUCUGGGGCCUGCCCAGUCUCCCCGUCGGGGGCGCCGACUUCCAGAAAGUGAAGUGGGGCAACUUGUACGCGCGGCUCACGAUAUCCUUCUGCGCGCUGUGCUGCCAGUGUUUCGUCCCCUGGUCCCUCGAGAACCCCGCGCUGAGCUACGCGUGGCAGCUGCCGCCGAUGCUGCCCCUGCUCCAACGCCGGCAGGUCACGUCCCAGGUGAUCGAGUACUGCCGGUUCGGGGCGCCCUGGAGGAAGAGCACCAAGAUCGUUGCGUUUCUCCUCGACCUGGCGCCCUUGGCCAAGUUCAGGUGUGUGGGGCCCGUCUGCGUCCUCACAGGGCAGAGGCAUCAGGAGCUGUCCGGGAAAGACGCGUCGGGCAGGUUCCGCACCAAGUUGGCGGAAGCAUAUCCUCGAAAGCUCUGCAACAUCCUCGCCAGAGCGUACGCGGAUGAGAAGGCCAGGUCCCGGGCUGGGCAGUUCUCCGCUCUGAUAGGCCGUGCUGCUCGAGCGCUUUCCGACUCGUGA
This is a messenger RNA of Prorocentrum cordatum, 4587 nucleotides long. Lineage: Eukaryota; Dinophyceae; Prorocentrales; Prorocentraceae. The record is from the annotation of a GenBank genome assembly.